AUGCAUUUCGUUUAUUUCUUCUUCCUCUUCCAAUUGAGCAAUAUUCAAACUAUCGAAGCGCAAACGGACCAAACAGAACCGUUGGAUUUAUCAAUAUCAAAAGUGAAAGAGAAAGGAGAUGGAUCACAAGGCUUAUCAAUGGAAAGAGAGGAUGAAGAAGAGAUUGGAUUGCAAGUGUUUCAAACAAAACCCCUAGAUUUAUCAGCUCCAAGAAUGGAAAAGGAAGGAGAUGAAUCGCAAGGCUUAUCAGUGGAGGGAGUGAGUGAUAAACGAAUUGAAUCGCGGCGUCAGCUCGUUCCAAUCGAAACACUGGUGGAAGUAGUAGAACUAUCGAAGCAAGAAGAAAAGACCAGAAAGAAGCAGCUUUGCAAUAUGUGUGGGAAGGAAGUAAUAAAUAUGAAAGAACAUAUGAUGACCCAUACCGGUAAGAAGCUGUACAGUUGUCCCACAUGCGGAAAGGAUUUCGCUCGCUCCAGUAGUAUGAAAAGGCAUAUGAUUGUUCAUACCGGUGAGAAACGGCACAGCUGCCCGAUAUGCAAAAUGAAUUUCACUCAGUCCUUCAGUAUGAAAAAACAUAUGUUGAUUCAUACCGGUGAGAAACCGUACAGUUGUUUAAUAUGCAAAAAGAAUUUUACUCAGUUCGCGAAUAUGAAAGUGCAUAUGAUGAUACAUACCGGUGAAAAGCCAUACAGUUGUCUGGUAUGCAAAAAGAAUUUUAUUCAGUUUAAGCACAUGAAAGAACAUAUGAUAAUUCAUACUGGUGAGAAACCGUACAGUUGUCCGGUAUGCAGAAAAAGUUUCGUACGAAAACACAGUUUGCAGUCUCACAUGGCAACUCAUGACAAGAAUAGACCUAUCCAUAACUGCACUGUAUGCAGUAAAGGUUUUUAUAGUAAAUACCGUUUGAAAUCGCACAUGCACAGUCAUUAA
Messenger RNA from Brugia malayi, 930 nucleotides. RefSeq lists its product as uncharacterized. The transcript has 2 exons. Lineage: Eukaryota; Metazoa; Nematoda; Chromadorea; Rhabditida; Onchocercidae. Gene Ontology annotation, cellular component: nucleus. Bases 1 to 930 code for a protein of 309 amino acids. The record is from RefSeq and is a predicted model, not a curated record. Gene Ontology annotation, molecular function: DNA-binding transcription activator activity, RNA polymerase II-specific; RNA polymerase II cis-regulatory region sequence-specific DNA binding. Gene Ontology annotation, biological process: regulation of transcription by RNA polymerase II.